UCAGUACAAUAAAAGAACCUACAGACGGAAACUCAAAAGUAUAACAAAAUGUAUCAUACAAUAUAUGCAUCAUGCAAUGCUUUUCGUUGGUGGACCAGCACAUGGCUUCCUAGAAAUGCGUUUAACUAACAACCAUUUACUUAAAUAUAUUAAUAUAAUAACUAGAAAUAACUCCAAGUAUUUAAAUAGGCAACUAAUUAGUUUUUGAAAAUCAAAACUCAAACUAACUAACUAGCUUGGGAGGUUAUCUUCUAAAUUUCACGUAAUAAAUAAAUAGACGAGAGACGCGUUUUUAUUGGGUUGAGUGGCCACAAGGCCCAGUGCCCAAUCACAGGCUCACAGCCCUCUCCGGCUGCUUUCCCUUCCACUUCUCCAUUUGCAUCUCCAACAGGAGAAGAAAAUAUUAAAAUAGAGAGGCAGUGGGAGAGUGAGAUCGGGAUUUAGAUCCGCUCCGCCCUCUCCCGCCCUCCUUUUCCUCCCCCUUCUUUAUUCCCUUUAUUCAUCCAAAGCCGAAAUCUCAAAGCAAAGAGUAGAAAGAUGUCAUCUUUUACCUCUUAAUUCGCACCUUCUCUUCGAAUUCAUCCUUUCUCUCCGCAAUCUUUCUUGUUUACACUCGAUCGAUCGAGCUUUCUCGGCGGGCAGGGCAGGGCAGGCCAGGGUUUUACAGUCUUCACGCGCUGCCCCUUCUUUCCGAGCUUGGCUCAUUUCGUCCGGGAUUGGUGAUGGCCAUGGGCAGUUUUAGAUUCUGUUCGUCGAUUUCGAUCGGAUCGAUUCUGCUGAUGGAUGGUUCGGUUGAAAACUACGGGUGCUGCUGAUUUCCCCCUCGAUUUCUCAUCGAGGUCUCUGUUUUGUUUUUUCGAGCUAUAUAAUUCCCUUGGCGGAUCUGCCCUCCGCCCCUGCCGCUCUUCCAUCUGGAGAAAAAUGUCGAGCAACUCAUGGAUGGAAGUUCUGCCUCCAACAUCCCCUUGCUUUUCGAGCUCAAGUUGGUUUCUUGGCCAGAAGAGGAGCGGGAGUUGGACCCAAGAGCAGAACAAGCUCUUCGAGGAUGCCCUGGCGCGCAUCGACGGCGACAACCCGGACCGGUGGGAGAAGGUGGCGGCCAUGAUCCCUGGGAAGUCGGUGCGGGACAUCAUCUCCCAUUACAAGGAUCUGGAGGACGACGUGAGCGACAUAGAAGCUGGGCGGAUCCCAUUCCCUGGCUAUAGCUGCAGCCCUUCGUCGUUCACGCUGGAUUGGGCCAACCGCCACGGCUACUGCGAGGGGUUGAGGCCCGCGUACUGCGUCGCCGGCGGGAGGAGGUCGGGAGGGAGACCGGAUCAAGAGAGGAAGAAGGGAGUGCCUUGGAGCGAAGAGGAGCACAAGCUAUUCCUUCUAGGACUCCAAAAAUACGGUAAAGGGGAUUGGAGAAACAUAUCUCGGCAUUUUGUCGUCUCCAGGACGCCUACCCAAGUGGCCAGCCAUGCGCAGAAGUACUUCAUCAGGCUUAAUUCGGGCGGCAAAGAUAAGAGGAGGUCUAGCAUCCACGACAUCACAACCGUCGACUUUCCAAAUAAUACGCCUCCUUCGCCACCUGUGCUCUCGACGCAGUCAAGCUCGGCUGCCACCGCUGGAGUACCCGACCUAUUCUCGGAGAUGCUCGAUUCGACUCAGCCAAAUGACGCCUUCAAUUCAUCGGCAAAUGGCAAUCAGUUCAUGCAGCCGCCCUCCUCCUAUGGGAUCAAACUGCAGCCUCAAAAUACUCUCCAGGAUCCUCCGCUCGGCAGCUGUCGCAUGCUAUUUCAAAUGCACCCUCGCGGAUAGCAACAUCCAAGAGCUAUUGUCUCCGGGGCAUUUCUUGGGUGGGGGUCGAUACGUGUUUCUGAAAUUAUCAAAUUCAGAGAUCUGAGGUUGAAAUCCAAGGAUCCAGAAUAUUUUUGUUCUCAGAUGCUCUCCGAUAUGAUAACCUUGAAAAUGUCGUGUAUUCAACCUGUCUAUCUGUAGCCUUGGCCCGCACGCCCGAGAGAAAAUGUGAUGAGGAUCGUGAGAAUUUCUUUCCAUUGUCAAGAGAGAGUUUCAUGGAUGGGCUUUCUCUAUAUACUCUUCUCCUUUUUUUUGCCCCCCCCCCCCCCCCCCCCUUCUUUCUGUAAUAUGCCGCUCUAUUGUAUAGAACUAAAGAAUGCAAUGGCAGCAAAAACUUGAUGUCAUUCAAUAAUCUUCGCUUGCAAUGCUCCGUGCUUGUGCCGGUACCAUAUAUCCCUCGUAUGACAGGCUUCUCUUGGUCGAGCGCUUUGCUUCAAAGACGUGUGCAUAGGAGGAGCUACAUUCCUGUUCGGCUGCCGGACCAAAAGAAGCUAAGACUCGCAAACUCGUGGAGGAAUGUUCAUGCUUCAUGGUACUCUUCUUGAGGUAUCAGCUGACAGCCCGAGCCAUGUCUUUUUGUUUGCUUCUCUUCAGAUGGAUGUUUGAGAUGGGAUCCAUACGUAUCGUGGUAGUUAAUUUGCAACUAAGAUGGGCUGGAAAGCCCACGGCAUGACAUCUAGCUGGCUGCAUCAGUGUUUCUAUUACUACUACUACUACUACUAUUAUUAUUUAUUAUAAUAUAUAUUUGAGGCGGUCAUGACCUUUGCCUGGUCUUUUUUAUGCAGUAUGAGAUGCAGUGUAUUAUGUUUCCUUUCAUGGGCUCUUUUAUGUAUAAGAUACAAGGCCGUGGAUGAACAUCUUUUCCUCUGGAUGAUGGUGAGUCAUAAUUUCCUUGAUAUUUCUUCUCUGCUGUGCCCAUUUAAACUGCAAGCUAGAAACCAAUAUGCAAAUACUUUUCGCUUCACUAUCCACCAUCUGCAAUAGCCCACAGCUGAACUUUUGCAGCUGACCAAUUUGUUAACACAAGGCGUUCUGCAAAUGUGGAGGCUAUGAAUAAUGAUCCUGAAAAGGUUCGGGCGCUUUCAUGUGUGUUCCUCCACUUAUCCGAGUCACAGAGCAUGAUUUCCACUUUUGCUUCUGGUUGCUGCCUUUUAAAUAAUACUCUUCUCAUAUCCAGAGAUCUGUCUCCAUAGCUAUACUAUAGCUCUGUUCUUUUAAGCCUCCAAUAUGAGCUGGUUGACCGACCGCUUAAAGAUAGUUGGCGCUGAGUCUGCAUUCCACCAGUCAGGCAUCUCAUUCUUCAGUCGUUCUCCUUUUCCUGGUUCUGUUUUAUCUUCUUCGGUAAGGUGUCCUGCAGGGGUACUACAGGCUGGCCCCUGGUAUAUAUGCAUCACGGUCGGAUAAGCACGUAUCAGCGCGGGUAUAUAUAACCAAGUUGUUGGCUUCUCUACGGUAGCGCAUGCAAUGGAACUCGAUGAUGGUGGGCAGACUGCUGCUGCAGUGGAGGAUCUACGUACGAAGGCAUCACAAAUCUAUAUGCGAUAAACUACCAAGGUGCAAAACCUAUCAAAAUAAAGCCAAUGAUCCUACGGAACCAGAAAGUUCCUUUCACAUUUGGGAAAGAAGCAUCAGAUCUCAAUUUGAGGACUCCUUUUGAUCAUAUUCAAAGAACAGGAUUAUAACUCAUAGCCUGCGGGCUUCAAAGUUACUUUCGGCUCUUUCUGGAUAGGAAUCUUCGUCCAUUUAUGCUUUCCUUGCGCAGAUGGAAGGGGUUGUCUUAUAAAAUACUUGCUCGAAAUGAAUUAAUAAGCUGACCGUGUUUUUUGAACUUUGGAGUACCUCAUUCACUCUCUCCCUCUCCACCACCGUUCGAACUCCUGACCUGGCCGUAGUGGCACGAGGGGAAGUGGGGUGUGGUCGUGUGGUCAGUCCUAAUAAUCUGAGAACUUUGGCGACUACCUCUUAUUGCUAUAAAAUGAAUAUGUGCAAACAAUAUCUUGGCUUCAGGAUCAUGUACGCUGCAGCUGAGUCAAUUCCUCCUUGGUGCACCACUUAACAUCGUGCUUCGUUGUGCUCGUCUAACAAACUAAUCACCUGUUCUAUUGCCUUUGGAUUUCAAUGACUAAAGGGUAUACAUCUCCUGUAUGCUUGCCAGCCGCAUCUCUCCAAUAUUUGGUUCAUCUGAGUUCUGGAUGAGGGAGCGUUGAUAUCACCAUCAUCCUUCGGAGCAGUUGCUUUCUAGUGCUGACAAUUCUUAACUGACCUGGAUGUUCCGCAAGGAAUAAAGCAAAGCCUAUAGCUACUGUGGCUCUUGUGGUGGUUCUUCGCUUCCAAUCAUUUUUCUUGUUUCCUUUGUUGCUGCUGCUGCUGUAGAUGCCACUGUUAUUACUGCUGAAACUGCCAUUGCUUCUGUAGCUGCAACUAUCAGGGAAAGUGUGCUGCCCAGAUAGGUCACCUGCAAAUUAUUUAGGCCCCUCCCAUUUCGCACUACAAGGAAGAUUCGAUGCAACAUGAGCAAAGUGGGGAUCACUGUUAACUUUUCUGAGGUUGAUGGCAGAAUUACCCACUUUAUUUCAGAGAGAGGCUGCAUCCUUUCCUUCAAGUUGCAUAAGAAUAGCCCUUGCUCCCACUUUAUUCUAGCUUUGAUCUGCCAUUAGACAGAUUAAAGACCACAUCCAUGGUCCGACAACUUUAUGCUUUUAAAAUCGUGUCCGACUUUGAGUUAUAUUCUGAUUCCGAUCGAGUCCUUCAAAUGGGUCUCGCUAGUUGUACAUAAUUGAAGAUUUAGAGCUUGUGCAGAAAGAAACAGGGCCUGUACUUUCUUCAUUGGCCAAAAGAAAUGUCUGGAAAACACCAAUAGAGGUGUAGCACUCGAA
This is a messenger RNA of Phoenix dactylifera (date palm), 4715 nucleotides long. RefSeq names its product transcription factor DIVARICATA-like. Gene Ontology annotation, molecular function: DNA binding. NCBI's taxonomy places the organism in Eukaryota, Viridiplantae, Streptophyta, Magnoliopsida, Arecales, Arecaceae. The record is from RefSeq and is a predicted model, not a curated record.